UGGCAAGAAGCGUUAUAAGGAGGAGUGGUGACGGCUUUAUUGAUAAACCGGGGGGGAAUAAUCCAAUGUGGAAGAUCCAACUGGGACCGGUCAAUCUUAGAGGUAUUUAAGAUGGACGGCCUAGAUUCAAAGCUACAGAGAAUAAAUAAACGCGUCCAUGGUUUUUAUAACGCCACAUUUCCUCGCUGUCUCUAACCUCGCCCUUUCCUCUUCCCGCUCGAACAAUAAAAAGCAAACGGAAAGUCUCCCUCGCCGUCGCCGCAAGUUCAUCCUCUGAUUCCGAGGUUUCUGUAUCUAAACGGGGAACGAGCUUCCGUGAGAUUUCGAAACAGCGUCGUCUUUCGUGGAGAAAAUGGGAAAAUCCAGAUGUGAGAGAGAAGCAGAGGAUCGACUUCUUGACUGAUCGAUCGAUGCUGAGAUUGAGGUGAAGUGAUUGAAAGAUUUGGAGAACCGGAGUGCGAUGAGAUUCGACGGAGUUUUGAGGAUUUCGGCGGUGUUGGUGGUGGUGCUAGCAGCGGUGAUGGUUGAAGAAUCGAGUGCGGAGUAUACGAAGAUGAAAACGAAGACGAUGAAGCACAGAAACGCUUAUGCAACGAUGAUGUACAUGGGAACGCCGAGGGACUACGAGUUCUAUGUAGCGACGAGAGUGUUGAUUAGAUCGCUUGCGAAGCUUAACGUCGAAGCCGAUCUCGUCGUCAUUGCUUCUCGCGAUGUGCCCGACCGUUGGGUGCGUGCUCUGAAGGAAGAAGAUGGAGCAAAGGUGGUGAGUGUGGACAACGUAAACAACCCAUAUAGGAACCAAUCUAAUUUUGACCAGAGGUUCAAGUUAACAUUGAACAAACUAUAUGCAUGGAGUUUGGUGGACUAUGAUAGAGUGGUGAUGCUGGAUUCUGACAAUCUCUUCCUUCAGAAAACCGACGAGCUCUUCCAAUGUGGUCAGUUUUGUGCCGUCUUCAUCAACCCUUGCAUUUUCCACACCGGCCUUUUUGUUCUCCAGCCAUCAAAGAGGGUAUUUGAUGACAUGAUAAAUGAGGUGAGAGUGGGGAGAGAGAACCCAGAUGGUGCAGAUCAAGGCUUCAUUGGCAGCUACUUCCCUGAUUUGCUCAACCAGCCCAUGUUCUAUCCUCCCUCUAACGGCUCCAUUCUUGAUGGCAACUUUAGGCUCCCCUUGGGCUAUCAAAUGGAUGCUACUUAUUAUUAUUUAAGAUUGCGAUGGAGCAUCCCGUGUGGCCCAAACAGCGUAAUAACAUUUCCCGGGGCCCCAUGGUUGAAGCCAUGGUAUUGGUGGUCGUGGCCCGUCUUACCUCUUGGCCUCCAAUGGCAUGAACAACGUCGUCGCACUCUUGGGUACGGAGGGGAGUUGCCGGUGGUUUUCAUCCAGAUUCUGCUCUACCUAGGGAUUCUCGCCAUGAUCCGUCUCGCUCGCCCUAAUCUCACCAAGCUCUCCCACCGCCGAUCGGAAAAACCCGCCGCCUCCUUCCAAUACGCCCUCAAGCUCGCCGCCUUCUGGUCCAUCCUCGCCGCCUACGCCAUUCCAUUCCUCAUCAUUCCCACCACCAUCCACCCGCUCCUUGGAUGGGGCCUCUUCUUGCUAGGCUCCUACACCUUCUCCUUCCUCGCCGCUACCGUCUUCCUUCUCCCCAUCCUCUCCGUCCUCGUCCCGUCCCUCGGAAUCUUCGGCGUCCUUCUCGUCAUGGCCUUUCCCUGGUAUCCCGACGGCGUGGUCAGAGGACUCUGCAUUUUCGUAUACGCCUUCUGCGCGGCGCCGGUAGUCUGGACGGCGGCGGUGAGGAUGGCAGCGGCAAUCCGGUCUUCGAUUGACAGAGAUGCUUUCUUUGCGGUGAAAUCGGGUGAGUCUUUGUCGCCUUCUAGGUUUAAUAAAUGGUGUUGAUGAUUGGGAUUUGGAACGGACAGUUCUUUUUUCCUUCUGGGGAAUAGAAUUGAAAAUGGAAAAGGCUUGGUUUAGUGUAAGAAAAUAGUGUUUAUACUCAUUUUUAUACGUGGAAAGGGAUUAUAUAUAUAUAUAUAUACACACAGUUUUCACUUUCUUGUGA
This is a messenger RNA of Cucurbita maxima (winter squash), 2054 nucleotides long. Its product is annotated as putative glucuronosyltransferase PGSIP8. Bases 461 to 1891 code for a protein of 476 amino acids. The transcript is spliced from 5 exons. NCBI's taxonomy places the organism in Eukaryota, Viridiplantae, Streptophyta, Magnoliopsida, Cucurbitales, Cucurbitaceae. Gene Ontology annotation, molecular function: glycosyltransferase activity. The record is from RefSeq and is a predicted model, not a curated record.